AUGGAUGAACAGAAUGCAGUGCAUUUACAAGGAUUUAAAGAUUUAACUUAUUAUAACGAUGAUGAUGGUUUUCAUGAAAACACUGAAGAGUCAGACUAUUUAUGGCAACUGGAAGUCGGGGAAACGGAAGGCGCUGAGGUGCAAGAGCAAAGCCAAAAAAAAGUCUCCUUUGAGAAUGACGAGAAAUCGCUUGAUUUAACGCAAUUAAGUACUAAAGAUAAACCUACUCGACGCAACAGCUUAUAUGAGCUUGAUUCUUUCACCAAAUCUAACUUCGUAGAGAGGAGCAGUGAAGAUAUUGAGGAAAUAAAAACUAAGGCGUUGAUACGCUUUUUUGAUUCACUGGGGAAAUCAGAAGUAGCUCGUAUAAGAUUGUCACCACUUACUCAAAAGUUUCUCGGCUGCGUGGUAGAUGAGAACGUAGCAACAGAACAUCCAUGGAUUACUAUAAACAAGGAAUUGAUCCAAGAUAAUCUCGACCUGCACUCUGAUAGCAGUGAUUUCUUACCAAUAAUUGAUAGCAUCCAGUCGUACCCAGAGCAGCAGUUACUUUUGGCUUAUGCUCCGACGGCAAUAGACAACAAUGUUUUCUACAUAUGCCUAACACAAAAAAGCUAUGGCGCUGCUACCCACUACAUCGAAUCUCGACGUCUAGAGCAGCAGCAAUGUGUAAUGAGUGCAGUUCAAAAGAUUCCUAAGUACUGGCAGCCCCUUGGCAGCGCCGAUUUUAUUAGAGAAUCGUUCAUCAAAAAGUCACGAUUACUUUACGAGGUUGAGGUAAACCUUUAUUACAGUUACAUACAAAUGAACUCCGCUUGGGAUAUGUACCAGAAUGACUACGCAAAGCUUGUCGCGUUUGGCAAUUUAACAAAAGCAAGCAUGAUAUCAAUAAAGGGGUAUAAAGAGCGACAAAACUUUUACAAUGGACAAUUAAGCCAAGGAUGUUUGAUCAAUGAUGUUACUUGGCAUCCACAAUGGACUGGCAUAAUGGCCGCAGCCUAUACCACCAUCAGCAAGAGUGAAAAUCUCAGUACCCGUAUGGUUCUCAAUCUGAAGUAUAAUCAUGCAAGUCAAGUUCUUCUUUGGUCCUUUGAUGAUUGCCUGAAACCUAAACUCAUCCUUGAAUCUAAGAGGGAAGUUACUACAGUUUCAUUUUGUCCUACCAAUGGAAAUAUUAUUGUUGGUGGUUGCAUUAAUGGACAAAUCGUUAUUUGGGACAUAACUGGAAAAAUAGAAGAAGUUGAAAUGAUCAUUGUGCAAACAUCAGCUCAAGCCAAAUACCAAACUUUUAUGAAAAGUCUCUCGACAUGGAUGAAGGAAGCACGCAGCUCGUCAAUCUUGAGGCCAACGGCUACAUCGUCAUUGCAAUUAAGUCAAAAAGGUCCAAUUACGAAAAUUAAAUGGCUCUCACCGUACAAUAAACUUGAUGAUAGAGGAAUACUUCACGAAUUACCAGAAAACACCGACGAAAAAAAUUUAAGUUUGCAAUUCAUUUCCUCCUGUGAAGAUGGUAGCAUUGCUUUUUGGGAUCUCAAUUGGCGACCAUCAACAGAUCAAAGAAAGAAAAAAGAAAACAAAGAAAGAAAAAAAAAUACAAAGAAGCCACAAAGUCUCAUACAAUCAAUAUCACCAUUCAAGAUUCUUGACGUUAUUUUCAAGCCUCUUUAUCUUUUGAUUGUUCAAAAUCCGAAUGAAACUCAUAAUGCUAUCAUAACGUCUAUGACUUAUCCUAAACCGGAUAUAAAAAAGGAACAAAUGGCACCAAUAAUACAAUCUGAUGAUAUAAUCACACGCAGAUACUACAAAGUAGUUAUGAAGAAACAGAAUAAAAUAUGUGGUGCGAAAAUUUUUGUUGGCACUGCCAGAGGCGAUUGUGGCGUUCUCUCUUGGGAUGGCUACGAAUUUUCCACUGGAGUAACUUUGAAUAAAGAGGUUUGCAAAUGGGUUUGGGUUAAACAAAUUCACGAUGGACCUGUAUGUCAUGUAUCCAGAUCACGGCAUUUGAAAGAUCUCAUAUUAACGGUGGGUGGACGAAUUUUUGCAGUUUGGCGUGAAGAUUUUGAAAUACCUAUAAUUUGGCGAAAAUCGCAAUAUAGAUAUACCGCUUGUAGUUGGGAUAGCAACAGACCAACUGUUUUUAUCCUUGGCCGCAAUGAUGGCACCGUUGAGACUUGGGAUAUGUUUAUUAAAAGCCACGAGCCAAAUAUCAUUGAAAGCAUGUCUGGACGAAUAAUCACGGGAAUUUAUACGCAUGAACUGCCUUUAAAUCCUCAAUGUAUUGCAUUUUGUGAUUAUAAUGGGGCUUUAAGAAUUUUUCUAACCCCUGACGUUUUAUUUGAAUCUAAGCAAAAUAAUGCUAAUUGGAUGCGUCAGUUUAUUGACCGAGAAGUGGAAAAAGAUAGAACCUAUAGCUAUAAAAAUGAAUGUAAUUUUAUAUCUAAUGAACAUAUUGUAGAAAAAUCUGGAUUACACAAUGUCACUGAAAAAAAAGAAGAAGUAGAGACAAAAGAAAAAUUAUUGGAAGAAGAGGCAAAAAUAGAAGCAAUUAGAAAUUCUAAAAAAAAUGCACGAAAGACUCUCAUCGAUAAACUACGAGCACGUUGGGUAACGCGUGAAAUGAACCGAAUGCAGCAAGUUAUACUUGAGAAAAAAGGCUUGAAUGAAGAGGAACUAGAAAGGCGACGAGAACCAAUACUAAGGAUAAAACGAGAGGCACACGACAAAGAAACAAAACGUCAAUACAUAAUUGAGACAGCCGAUAAGCUUUUCCUGAAUGUUGUGGGCUCUAAUUUUCCUCAUUACAAUAAAAAAUUACUUUCCCUCAACCAAGGGUUCGGUGAUGCAGUUUCUGUGGAAACGACUACAAUUAGCAACGUAAUUAUCAAAUUAAACUUUUCAUUAUAUUCAAUAAACGUAAAAUCUGAAGAGAAAAUUAUUCACAACUACGGGGAAAUAGAAUCGAAGGCAUUGCUUCUAAUACAACAGAAUUCAGACAAAUUAAAUUUCAGUUGGGAAAAGCUCAUAAAUGAAGGAAUGCAUAGAAAAAGAUCGAUAGACUUUAAUGUUGAAGCACAUGAAGUAAGACUGAAUUCGAUCGAUGAAGUAGAAAACGAAUAACUUGCAACCUAACAGCUUCUUAAGUAUUAUCUAAAUUUUGGAUAAACCAU
Messenger RNA from Ceratosolen solmsi marchali, 3167 nucleotides. Its product is annotated as WD repeat-containing protein 63. The record is from RefSeq and is a predicted model, not a curated record. Gene Ontology annotation, molecular function: dynein light chain binding; dynein heavy chain binding. The coding region runs from base 1 to 3117 and encodes 1038 amino acids. Lineage: Eukaryota; Metazoa; Arthropoda; Insecta; Hymenoptera; Agaonidae. The transcript is spliced from 13 exons. Gene Ontology annotation, cellular component: inner dynein arm. Gene Ontology annotation, biological process: cilium movement involved in cell motility; inner dynein arm assembly.